GAGCGUGAGACCGGCCGCGUUCCUUGAGCUGCUGCGCUGCGGCUUUACAGCUCCCUGAUCUACACUAUGAUAUCCCCAGCAAGCCAGUCUGCCUAAAGGCCAGUGCCUACACUUGGCUUUCUCUGCAAGGGCUGUGAACAGUAUUGCUAGUCGUGAUAAGUUACCACACAGCUCAUUCUAAGCAAGCACGUUUACUCUUAAGGGAAAAACGUUGGAGACAGCAUAGAAUAACAAUAAAAAAACACCAAAGGUCACCCCAAUGCCAGUCUGGGGUUCUGGCAUAGACUCUGCAGAAAAACAAAAUCCCUUUGUUGGCACAAUUGGUUGGCUUCCAUCAGAAGAGAAACAGGAUUAAUGAAGCAUAGAAACUGAAAUUACAUCCAUCUGGGAGGGUGUUCAUUCAAGCUUCCACAGAGUUGGGAUGCCGAACUGGGGAGGAGGUAACAAGUGCGGUGCCUGUGGACGAACAGUCUACCAUGCUGAAGAGGUUCAGUGUGAUGGGAGGAGUUUCCACAGAUGCUGCUUUCUCUGCAUGGUUUGUCGGAAAAACUUAGACAGCACAACUGUAGCAAUUCAUGACGAUGAGGUUUACUGCAAGUCCUGCUAUGGAAAAAAGUAUGGUCCUAAAGGCUAUGGCUAUGGCCAAGGAGCAGGCACGCUCAACAUGGACAGAGGCGAGAGACUGGGCAUCAAGCAUGACAACACACCAUCUCCUCACCGACCUACAACAAGUCCAAAUACUUCAAAGUUUGCUCAGAAAUUUGGAGGUGCAGAGAAAUGCUCCAGAUGUGGUGAUUCUGUUUAUGCUGCUGAGAAAGUAAUAGGAGCUGGAAAGCCUUGGCACAAAAACUGUUUCCGAUGUGCUAAGUGUGGGAAGAGUCUAGAAUCCACAACCCUGACUGAAAAAGAAGGUGAAAUUUAUUGUAAAGGCUGCUAUGCAAAGAACUUUGGCCCCAAAGGAUUUGGAUAUGGCCAGGGAGCAGGUGCCCUUGUUCAUGCUCAGUGAAGGAGUAAAAUCCAAGACUGAUCAUGAUUCACCGAGACACCUUCUAUGCAACGAGGCGCAGCUUAAGUGUUACUAGUUACUGUGAAACUGACACUAGUGUAUUAUAAUAUUGCUUAGAUCGAGCUUUUACCAAAUACUAAAGCACUACAUAUUUCUCUAUUUUUCUUGUGCACCACAUGUUAAUGAACACUCUAUUAGCACUGUCAUUCCACUUCAAUAAAGCUUUGCAUAUUG
This is a messenger RNA of Emys orbicularis (European pond turtle), 1240 nucleotides long. It is a transcript of the gene CSRP2, whose product is annotated as cysteine and glycine rich protein 2. The transcript has 8 exons. Bases 422 to 1006 code for a protein of 194 amino acids. Gene Ontology annotation, biological process: actin cytoskeleton organization. Gene Ontology annotation, cellular component: cytoplasm. Lineage: Eukaryota; Metazoa; Chordata; Testudines; Emydidae. The record is from RefSeq and is a predicted model, not a curated record.